AUGAAAGACAUCAAAAGCAGGUGGAGCAGUUUAGGAGAAGAUGAGAGGAACAAAUAUAUUCAGGAGGCUCGAGAAUUGAAAGCACAAGAGCAAGCAGACCAGCUCAAUUCUGAAAUGAGGAAGCUCAAAAUUAGGAAGCAUCUGAAGCAACUUAAAGUUGAGAUGUCGAAGCUAGAAGAACUUGGACUGGAAACAGCACCUAUGAUAUUUGACUGCCUCAAUCCACAAGCUGCAGUCCAUGAACUGGCCAGCAAGAAAGCCAGUGAAUUCAUUGAAUCAACUGGAACAGGAAACAAAAUGGUGGGUCAUGCUGAGCUGUACUUGAGACUGUACUUGAGUACUGAUAGAUUUGAUCAUUGCCAUAAAGUAGCGAAGAGCUUUGUAGGCAGUUUCCAUGCAAGUUCUUCAAGCUCCAGAUCUAUGGAACCUGUUCCAGUCCUAGUUAGAAAGGUCUAGGACCUGUUCAACCAAAAAUACAAAGAGGCUGGAGGCACAGGAAGACUACCGGUCUGUGCUGCACACAGGAUUAUGAUAGAGGUCACCAGCCUGCCUAAUGACCUACCUCUAAAACAGCCAUGUCUUUAUGGGCGGCAGCAGUUGGCAGCAACUUUGCAGCACGCAAAGAGCAUUUCUUCUCAAAUAAAUCAGGCUUAA
Molecule: messenger RNA, 654 nt
Organism: Pygocentrus nattereri (red-bellied piranha)
Lineage: Eukaryota; Metazoa; Chordata; Actinopteri; Characiformes; Serrasalmidae
Exons: 6
Source: RefSeq, a predicted model, not a curated record